This is a messenger RNA of Diaporthe citri, 777 nucleotides long. RefSeq lists its product as uncharacterized. The record is from RefSeq and is a predicted model, not a curated record. Lineage: Eukaryota; Fungi; Ascomycota; Sordariomycetes; Diaporthales; Diaporthaceae. The transcript has a single exon. The coding region runs from base 1 to 777 and encodes 258 amino acids.
AUGGAACUCGAGCCUGUCGGUGAUCUCUGCACGUUUUUGACCGAACAGAAUCGGGCAGCUGGUACACUCGACGAAGAUUCCCAGCGGACCUUUACUUUCUCCAAAAUCUCAAACGAAAGGCAGAAGCAAGCGACGGUAAAAGCAAAACUGCACUCGUUCUCCGAACUUUUGGACUCGCACCAUCAAAUGAAGAUCAACAUUUCAAGGCGAGGUCGCUUCGAAAUAGCAACGCACCUAGCUUCCGCUUUGUUACAGACUCAUCUUUCCCCCUGGCUGUCACCAAAAUGGACCAAAAAUGACUUCCACUUCUUUGUCGACACGGAAUCUUACUCAGUCUCCAGCAUAUAUCCCUCAGUCUGCCGCGAAUUCGCCGCUAGACCGGACACCGCCAUCCCAAACUACGAAGACACAGGCCACGACGCAACAGCACAGCAGGACAACGAGGAGGAAACACGCACGCGCCUAUUCACACUGGGCGUCAUGAUCCUUGAGCUCAUAUUCGGGCACACCAUCGAGGCGUGCCAGUUCCGCCGCGAGUACCUCGGCGCCGACGGGCGGCCCAACGACCAGACGGACGUGAGCACGGCGCGGCGCUGGUCGCGCAGGGUGCUGGGCGAGAGCGGGCCCGACAUGUCGGAUGUCGUGCGGCGGUGCCUCGACUGCUCGUUCGGGCCGCAGCCGAGCUUCGCCGACGGGCGGUUCCGCGAGGCUGUCUACGUGGGCGUCAUCCUGCCGCUUUCUAACUACACCAAGCUGUGGCCGGAGGUGAUGCCUUGA